Molecule: messenger RNA, 1936 nt
Organism: Delphinapterus leucas (beluga whale)
Lineage: Eukaryota; Metazoa; Chordata; Mammalia; Artiodactyla; Monodontidae
Gene: SLC25A21
Product: solute carrier family 25 member 21
Biological process (GO): transmembrane transport
Source: RefSeq, a predicted model, not a curated record
GGCAACUGAGCGAGCUUGGGAAGUCUUCGCUGGAGUUUCAGGAAGUAAGAAGGCGGUGUUAGUAGUCUCCCUUCGUCUGCUCCGCAGGGCGCUACGGUUGUCAGGAUCCCUCCCGGAGCCCAGGGAGCAAAGCGGGGUCGAGAAGGAGCACCUGAAGCAGCGCAACAAGCAGGUCCCGACCCGCCGGAGAUCAUGCGUUGAGUCUGUGGCCCAAACCGCCCGCCGCCUCCGAGCAGUCGCCGGAUUGCCGCCCCACAGGGAGCCCCCCGGCCCAAGGACUAACCCAGCCCCGGCACUCUCGCUCAGGAGAGGCUCUGCAGGCCGGCAUUCAGGCUGGCGAGCUCGCCCACGCAUCUCAGCCCAAGCAGUGGUAGUCUGGCUUGCGAAGAUGUCGGCCAAGCCCGCUGUCGGCUUCGUGAACGAGGCUUCUCGGCAGAUCCUGGCCGGUGGUUCCGCUGGUCUUGUAGAAAUUUGCCUGAUGCACCCUCUCGAUGUGGUGAAAACCAGGUUCCAGAUUCAGAGAUGUGCAACUGAUCCAAACAGUUACAAAAGCUUAGGAGACAGCUUUCGAAUGAUUUUCCGCACAGAAGGGUUGUUCGGUUUUUACAAGGGAAUUCUGCCACCCAUCUUGGCUGAAACACCAAAAAGAGCAGUGAAGUUUUUCACCUUUGAGCAGUACAAGAAAUUGCUAGGAUAUGUGUCACUGUCACCAGCAUUGACCUUUGCCAUUGCUGGAUUGGGAUCUGGACUAACAGAAGCCAUUGUGGUCAACCCUUUUGAGGUAGUAAAAGUUGGCUUGCAAGCCAAUCGGAACAAAUUUACAGAGCAACCAUCCACCAUGAGUUAUGCAAGACACAUCAUUAAGAAGGAAGGCUUGGGACUCCAGGGCCUCAACAAAGGAUUUACAGCAACUUUGGGACGUCACGGAGUUUUCAACAUGGUUUAUUUCGGCUUCUACUACAAUGUCAAAAACAUUAUUCCUGUCAAUAAGGAUCCAACCUUGGAGUUUCUGAGAAAAUUUGGGGUUGGUCUUCUCUCGGGCACAAUAGCCUCAGUCAUUAACAUCCCUUUUGAUGUUGCCAAAAGUAGGAUUCAAGGGCCUCAGCCAGUUCCUGGAGAGAUCAAGUACAGAACCUGUUUUAAAACAAUGGCCACCGUCUAUCAGGAAGAAGGCAUUUUAGCUUUGUAUAAAGGCCUGCUUCCCAAGAUUAUGAGGCUUGGACCAGGUGGUGCAGUGAUGCUGCUGGUUUAUGAAUACACCUAUUCAUGGCUUCAGGAGAACUGGUGAUUGCCUACAGAGUAUUUUUUCCCCCUUGUGAUAAUGGAUAUUCAUUAUACAGCACCAUGAGAAGAAGAGAAUAUCGAUCAGCUGAGCUGAUACAAUGAUUAAUUAUAAUUAUACAACUAUACACAAUUAUAGAGGGCAAAACAGUUUGUUCAAGAACAAAACCUAUUUUGAUACUUCAAAAAUUAUCUCUAGACAAUUAGAAACUGUUGUUUUGGUCAAAUCCAUAAAACUGUGAGAAGAAAAUUACUACUAUGAAGCAAUGAGGUAUCUAAACUGAAUAUAGAAAAAUAGCAUGAAAUCAGAUAUAUUUCAUAAAAGCAAUAUAAAUGUUGUGACCUAUGUUCCUCUUACAAGGCUUCACAAGGAAAAUUCAUUGUGUUGAUGAUUAUUUUCUCCCAAAAGGUCAAGAAGUGCUUAAAAGUGAAAAAAAAUUAAGCCAGAAUUUAAACAGUUUUUAUAAGGAAUUAAAUUCUUCCAUAAGUGGUAUUUAAUGAUAUACAAGGAAGAUAUUUCUACAGUGUAUCAAAAUGACCUUUUAAAAUUUUAUGUUAAAAUGUGAGUUUGUUGGUUUCUUUUAGUAAUAAUACUCAUCUCAGCUAUAUUUUCCUAAAUCUACUUUAUAUUUUUCACUGUUGGUUAAUAUUUUAA